AUGGAACCUAAUAUCGGAGAUCUCUUUCUCGACGAUUCUUGGGCGUUUUUCUUCGGACCGGUCCCAGAACAGAUUUCGUCUCGGUCGUCUCCAUUGCCUGAGGGGCUAGAUGACCUCGAAGAAAAACAGCUAGCAGCAGAAAGGAUGAUCGACUGCUUGUCAAAAGUGAAUUCCUCAAUUACUCGAAAUAAGUAUGUCUUUGAUCGCGACAGCGAACAGGCAUUCUUCAACCAAGAGAACGUAGGCGAGUUCAUCCAAGCUUAUUUCGAGAAGACGGUUCGUCCUCGAUCUCGCAUUGCCUUGAAAUCAUCAUUCAACCUCGGAUCUACAUCGACUCCCCUCCUUCUGCCACUCUUCCUCUUAGGCGCCAUUUGCAGUACCCACGAACAAGCAAAAGCCCAGGCAGUAACAUAUGUUGAUCUUGCAGAAAUCGCCGUUUUCGAGACUCCGACUUUCCUUCAACUUGUGUAUAAUCAAAACAAUCUAGACAGCAGUACAUUAACAAAGGAUGAUAUCGAAAUAAUCCAGGCAGCGAUCCUGGUAAUCCUCAUUCAAUUAGCCAGUCCAAAACAAGAGGCUCGACGUCGCGUACGGAUUCAAAGAUAUCCUGCAUUGGUUUCUAUUGCUCGAGCGACAUCAUUGACAAAGGUCAAGAAUACAUGGCAUGAUUCUAGCAGGCCAUUAAAUUACGAGGCUUUCUUGAGGAAUGAGACAUGUAUCAGGUCUGUAAAUCUGCUCUAUAUUGACUAUGCUGGAUAG
Penicillium angulare is the source of this 759-nucleotide messenger RNA. RefSeq lists its product as uncharacterized. The transcript has a single exon. NCBI's taxonomy places the organism in Eukaryota, Fungi, Ascomycota, Eurotiomycetes, Eurotiales, Aspergillaceae. Bases 1 to 759 code for a protein of 252 amino acids. The record is from RefSeq and is a predicted model, not a curated record.